ACGCGAGAACCCCGUACCUCGCUCUUAGCAUCAUUCCACGCUCGUAGGAAGACGUGACUGAAGCUGCUCUUGGUUAUCUCAAAUUCCGGUAACGGAGCCGUUUCUCUUAUUUUAGUGUAAGCAUAUUAUGGCUGACCAAGAAAUGGAGCAUCAAGAUUUUACCGAAGACAAUUAUCAGGGUGGUGAUUUCCAAGAGAAUGGCGUUAAUAAUGGAGAAGGCGCCGACGGACAGGAAGGUGAUGGCGGCCAAGAUAGUGGAGCUGCCGAUGCUCCUGGCCGCGAUGACGACAGAAAACUUUUCGUUGGCGGCCUGAGUUGGGAAACAACUGAAAAGGAGCUUCGUGAAUAUUUCACCAAAUUCGGCCCCAUUGAGAGCAUUAACGUAAAAACCGACCCGGCCACUGGCAGAUCUCGCGGAUUUGCUUUCCUCGUAUUCAACAGCGCUGAAACCAUCGAUAAAAUCAUCAACGUAGCGGAACACACAAUUAACGGCAAGAAGGUGGACCCUAAGAAGGCUAAGGCUCGUCACGGUAAAAUCUUCGUCGGCGGUCUCAAGCCCGAGCUCACAGAUGACGAGAUCAAGAAUUUCUUCUCGCAAUACGGCACAAUCGUCGAGGUUGAGAUGCCAUUUGACAAGCAAAAGAACCAGCGCAAGGGAUUCUGCUUCAUUACGUUCGAGCAGGAGUCUGUCGUGUCUGACCUGCUGAAGACGCCCAAACAGUCCAUCAACGGCCACCAAGUGGACGUGAAGAAGGCCACACCCAAGCCUGACCAGAUGAUGAUGCGUGGGGGUAUGAUGGGAGGUCGGGGCAUGCGUGGAGCUCGCGGUGGCAUGCGGGGCCGAGGGAGAGGAGGAUGGGGCCAGGGAUGGAAUGGUGGCUACGGUGGAUACGGAGGAGGAUAUGGUGGAUACGGCGGCGGUUAUGAUAGCGACUCAGCAGGCUAUGGCUAUUAUGAUGGCUACAGCGGUUACGGAGGAUACGGCGGUGGUGGCUACGGAGGCUAUGACUACACUGGCUACGGCUAUUCCAACUAUGGUAACUAUCAACUCCGUGUUCAGGCGGGGGGCAAGGGUACAGCGGGGGCAAGAGCCACAGGGGCGGGAGGCCGGCGAGGCACCAACCGUACUGAGACGUCGCGUAACUUCUCUUCCUCCUCAUCGCAGAACGCUAACUCCGUGCAAGAUAAGAACAACACCUGGUCUGACUCGGACAACAUUGCACCGCCACCGCCCUCAAACCACUAUUAGCGCAGCAAGUGUGUAAGGCAACAUUCUGUACAAAAACUUAAGCUAGUUCUCAACAUAGGAUAAUGCUUAGGAUAUUUAAAUGUUGUCUAUUACUUGUCAGUCAAGGAGCUGAUGCAAUAAUGUUUUAUUGCUAAAAAUAGUCAAAUUUCACGGCUAACAAAUCGACCUGCUGAUAUGAUUCACUCUUGCACCAUUAAUAUGGUGAAUUUUUUUGGACUAAAAUUGGAUUGUUGGCUAAUUUUGCUUUCUUGACGGUGUCCAAUAAAAUAAUUUUGUCUAAUUA
Molecule: messenger RNA, 1532 nt
Organism: Hyalella azteca
Lineage: Eukaryota; Metazoa; Arthropoda; Malacostraca; Amphipoda; Hyalellidae
Gene: sqd
Product: RNA-binding protein squid
Exons: 6
Coding region: 128-1249 (373 amino acids)
Biological process (GO): regulation of gene expression
Cellular component (GO): nucleoplasm
Molecular function (GO): RNA binding
Source: RefSeq, a predicted model, not a curated record